Schistocerca gregaria is the source of this 927-nucleotide messenger RNA. RefSeq lists its product as uncharacterized. Lineage: Eukaryota; Metazoa; Arthropoda; Insecta; Orthoptera; Acrididae. Bases 1 to 375 code for a protein of 124 amino acids. The record is from RefSeq and is a predicted model, not a curated record. The transcript has 5 exons.
AUGGAACCAAAGCAGCCAGUUACUGCACAGCCGGCGGCCAGCCCGGUCCUCUGCCUGCGUAACACUUGUGUCAACAGCCGCCGUACGCUGUGGCAGACUUCACGUAGGCCCGUUCGCCGCGACCUCGCCGUGGGACAGAAAGACAGAGAGAGACCGGGACAGCAGACCAGCCUUCACACGUGCUCCCUCAGCCGGCUGAGUUGGGUGGCUGUCAGCAGGAGUGGUCCAGUGGCGGCACAGCUCCCGUCAAACGGGGCCCUUCCAGCACCGACGCAGGAUGCGCCCACAGUGCCUUCUGCCGCCACUGCAGCUGCUGCUGAUAAUGGCGGGCGUCAGCGCUCAAGACUGCAGGCCGCCAGGACACUGGUGCGCUGAUGAUUACGCCUGCUGCGAUGGUUGCUGCCUCUCAGGAGUGUGUGAGUACACAAGGGCACCUUGCUACAUUGAUCGAGAUGAUAUGUGUCUGAGUCAUUACUGUCCUGGUGGUUUCGAGUGCUACCUGUACCAACCACACGUAUCAGUGGCACCAUAUCCAGAUUGUCGACCAGUUAAAAACUAAAUAAAGUUUGAUAGAAUGUUGAUCUGCAGUGAGUUUCUUGAAUGUGUUUCAAUAAUGAUAUCAGAUAAUUCACUUUUAAAAAGUGAUUCAAAUUCAAUAAACAUUACUCAUAUCAUAAGAUGUCAUUUUUAAAUAAAUCACUUCUCAUGCAAUCAAUUGACUGUAACAACAGUUAGUGCCAUUAAGAAGGUAAAAAAUGGAAAAUAUUGAACAUAUACUAAACAUGUACAAUCUACCUCCAAGGAACAUAAGCAGAAAAAUAGUGAUUAAUGCUAAGGUGGUAAAUAGUACUUUUGCUUAUCCUGUGUGGAUGAAGAACCUAUGAGAACGAAACCCUAUGAUAUAAUAAAUGUUAUUUUCACAUUUAA